AGAGGAAUGUGAAUUUAUCCUUAUGGAGUGGGUAUGUUGAAGACAAGAGUGAACUGGGUGCUACUCUUGUAGUCUUCUUAUAAUGUUGGUGAAAGACUUUAGCUACUGCAGAAUAUAUUAUUUUUGUUGUAAUACCUUGAUCCACCUGUUAUGGGGGCAUCAGAAACUUUUAGAAAAAUAAUGAUGGAAAAAUGUGUAUGUUUAAAUGUUUGCCACUACGCAAAUUAGCAAAUAAUAAGUUCUGAUUGUCUUAUUAUUGUGAUUAUUUUAAGAAAAUAAUGGGUCAAAGUUAUUACACUGUAAAUAUGAAGGGCACUAUUUUCUUUAUUUGUUGUUACAUAAUAUUUGUUUGUGAUUCAAAAGCCAUCCUAAAGUUAGAUUUUUGCAAGUUGUUCCUUGUGAAAGUUGUAGUCUUCAUUCGUCUUGUUGAUCUUGAAGGACAUAGGGAGUGCUUGAAUAUGAAUAAGGAAUGUUCUAUUUCUGGUAGGAUGAAUAGUCCUGAGUGAGAAAUCAUAUUUACCUUUUCUGACUAUUGUCUUCCUCAGCCCCCUAGUCAUCUUCAUAGGCUUAGGCUGAGAUGCCUGAGGAUGUCAACAAUAUAUAGUUAGAAAUGGUUUUAGUAUGUAUGGGUUUUAUCAUUGUAUAUAACUUGGAGCUUUUCUCGACAAGAGAACGAAUCUGCCAAACAUGGUUGUGAAGUUUCCCUUGAGGCAGUUUGCACUGAACCUUCACCUAAAGGGUUUCCUUGCUGCAGCGUUUUUAAAGAGAGUUACUUCCUGAUUCCAAAGACAAAGAAACAGACCCAAGACCAUUUGUCUGAAAUAUUUAAGAUUUAAAUAUUUGGUGUUUGCAUCUCUUAUUUGGUGCACUGGAAUGUUGAAAUAUGAAAACAAUCUAUCCUGUUUAAAAAUGUUUAUAAAGUUAUUUUCCUCUCUGAUAAAAAUGAUAAAAUUUUAAAAUUCUUGGGCAAAGUUAUGCAGCUGAGUUUGAAAUUUAUAAUUGUUGUGUUGCAGUCUUUGGCAGUGAAAGCUUCAGCUCUUCCAUUUCUGUUGUCAGGAAACCUGCAUGGGAGUUACUAAAGUAGGGGCCUUGACUGUAUCAUGGCUGUCUUGGUUGUUCUUAGAGUGUUAUGUGUUGGAGUGAAAUGUGUUAGUGCUCCACAUUUUCUUCCACAGGAUAUGGUAGAAAAUGAUCACAGGAGUAUCACAAAAUAGGAAGCUAUACAAAUACCUGUUUUGUUAUAAAAGGAAAAGCGGCUACAGUCUCUGAGUAAUGUGUACCCUUUAAGUGAAGUUAGGGGAACUGCUAGAUGGUGCUAUUUGAUCUAAAUACAUUCAUCUCCUUGUUCAUUACUGUUUCCAGUGAAGAAUCUGUGUUGCUUGUAUAGAGUUCAUCCACUCUAUCCUAUGCAAUAUUUAAAAAUGAUACAAAAGUGUAGCACAAACACAAUUUCCAAUUUAUGUUGGAAAAGAACUAUUAUUUAGAAUGCUGUGGAAAUUAUUAGAUGCUUGUUUUAGAUAGCACUCCAUAUGGAUUGAUACAUACUCCCAAUAUAAUAAUUUUUGUAUUUAUUGUUUAUAAAUCAAAGUCUUCUUUUUAUUGUUCUUUCGCUAAAUCUUUUAUUUCUGUUAAAUAAGCCUUUUAACUAUACAAGAUUGCUGAACAUUAUUUUUGUAUAGUGUUGUUCCACUACUGUAUGGUUGUCACCCAGGGGAAAUGAUUCUGCUGAGAGCAGUUGUCUUCCUAUCAAAAUAAGUACAGAUGAGGGGAGGGGAGAAGCAUCUUUCCGAGCUUUUUAUAAAGUAGUGAUAGCCCAAGCCACCAGAAACAUGAUCAGGGACCAUUUAAUGGAGAAACAUUUGCUUUUAAAUUUGUUUUGUUUACUUGAAGAAUUUGCUGUGUCCAUAUAUCCGUGAUUUAAAUGUCUUUUUAUGUAUAUUUAUAGACUAUGUAUACUAAUUUUGUAUGCUUAAGGACCAUUGACCUAAAUGAGACAUAUAGUUUUAUGGAUCCAGCACUGCAGCAAUUAAUAUAAUACUAAACCCAUUUACUUAGAAGUAAAUGUCAUUGUUUAAUCAUAAUUUAGUCCCAAGUAGCUAUGCUUAGGUUGUAAACUGGGUGUUUUGAUUGCAAGAAUUAUUUUCCUAUGUGCUUUUUCAUCAUAUUAGGAAACAUAGGAAGAUUGAAAACCACUCUGCUUUCAUCUUCAGAAUGUUAGCACUAUAUGUAUAUGAAUAUCUGCUCCAUGUAGGAGCACAGAAAUCUGCGCAGACGUUUUUAUCAGAGAUAAGAUGGGAAAAAAACAUCACAUUGGGAGAACCCCCAGGAUUCUUACACUCUUGGUGGUGUGUAUUUUGGGAUCUCUACUGUGCAGCUCCAGAAAGACGUGAAACAUGUGAACACUCAAGUGAAGCUAAAGCCUUUCAUGACUAUAUGCAUGCACUGUACUUGAAAUGGCUAUUGCAGCUUCCUGUUAGCGCUGCAGCAGCUCCCAGUCCAGUGCUAGGAAACAUUCCCCCAGGAGAUGGCAUGCCAGUAGGUCCUGUACCACCGGGUUUUUUUCAGCCUUUCAUGUCUCCCCGAUACCCAGGAGGUCCACGACCACCUUUAAGGAUACCAAACCAGGCACUUGGGGGUGUACCAGGAAGUCAGCCAUUAUUGCCUAGUGGAAUGGAUCCAACACGGCAACAAGGUCAUCCAAAUAUGGGUGGGCCAAUGCAGAGAAUGACUCCUCCUAGAGGAAUGGUUCCGCUAGGACCUCAGUCUGACCCUUGGUUAUCAUUGCAGAACUAUGGAGGUGCUAUGAGACCCCCUCUGAAUGCUUUAGGUGGUCCUGGAAUGCCUGGAAUGAACAUGGGUCCAGGAGGUGGUAGACCUUGGCCUAAUCCUACAAAUGCCAAUUCUAUACCAUACUCUUCUGCGUCGCCUGGGAAUUAUGUAGGUCCACCAGGAGGUGGAGGGCCACCAGGAACGCCCAUCAUGCCUAGUCCAGCAGAUUCAACCAAUUCUGGAGACAAUAUGUACACUUUAAUGAAUGCAGUACCUCCUGGACCCAACAGACCUAAUUUUCCAAUGGGACCAGGGUCUGAUGGCCCUAUGGGUGGAUUGGGUGGAAUGGAUUCACAUCAUAUGAAUGGAUCAUUAGGCUCAGGAGACAUGGACAGUAUCUCCAAAAAUUCUCCCAGUAAUAUGAGCAUGAGCAAUCAGCCGGGGACCCCUCGUGAUGAUGGUGAAAUGGGGGGGAACUUUCUAAACCCCUUUCAGAGUGAAAGUUAUUCUCCCAGCAUGACAAUGAGUGUGUGAUCCAUAACCAAGUCUCUUCAUGAUGGCUGCACUGAAAUGGCCCUCUCCAGAGAGCUACUAAAGAAGAAAAAUUACUCAUCCCUGUGUACAGUUUAACAGAAAAGAUCUCUGCCACACUUGGACCCACCGUGUUUUUUUUCCAACCAUCUUUCCAGUUUUGUGAAGAACAUGGGUCCUGAUUUGAUUUCAGCAUCCAUAAUAAGUGGCAUAUCGGAGCUACCCAAGUCUGAACUGCAAAAUUAUCUAUGUAUGUAUAUGUAGGGUAGGUGUAUGUAUGUGUGUGUUACAGAGACAUAGAUAUGCGCACAUACAUACAUAGACCUGCAGGACAUUGUAAAAUAUUAUCACAUGGCAUCUUAAGUAGAAAUAAGAAAUAGGGACUUUUAUUCCAUCUUUUUCACGUUUACAUUUUAACUAUUAAAAGAACUGCUUCCCUCUCCCCAUCUGAACUGUUUUGUGCUGUGUAUAUCACUGCUUUGUAAGUUAUUUUUUUAAAGAAGAUCUCAAAUAAGUUCUUUUUGUCAUUGUCUGACAUCAUUGAUAGGAAUAAAACUGUUUAUAAGAGGGCUCUCAUAAAGUUGUGUUUGAUACCAAUAACCAUGUGAAUUGAAAAAUCCACUGUCUCAAAAAAAAAAACUGAAGACAUGCAAGUGAAAUUUGUCCUUUUCCAUUCUAAAAAGUGAGAGACAAGAACUUAUAGGGCUUCUUGAUCCCUGAUUCUUCAUAGAUGCCUAAUAGUACAAUCCUGAACAAACUUGCAUGGUGGUAAGUUCCAGUGAUAUAAUUCAGAUUUACUUCCAUGUAAAUCUGUGUCGAGGAUCGGAGUGCAAAUCCUUCAAUAUUUGUUUUCAAGGGAAGUAUGAGUUAAUCUCAGCUUCUUCAUCUAUGCAGAGAAAUGCAACAUUACUGUGUUGGGCUCUGGUCAAUUGCUGUAGCAUCCAGCAAUAAAAGUGGCAGAUUUUGUCUUUCUGCCCUUGGAAAAAAAUAAAAAGUUAUUUAGUAUGAUCUUCCAUAAAUGUAGUCAUUAAUAAAAGCUAUAGAUUCUGUUGCUGAGGCAUGCCUUUUCUAGCAAUCCACUACUGUCUCCCAGGGCUAGUAACACUAUAACCUCCAAUUAUCUGUAAGAACUUAAAAACUUUUCCAGCUGUGCCAUUUCUUCCCCAAAUACACUGGUCCUCACUGGUUCUCUUAACCUAUCACUUUCCUUCAUCACCCAAAUAUUUGUAAUUUCAUGUUAUUUGUAAUUCUGCAAAGACCUCUUGAUGUUUCUCAGGCCAUACAAAUAGGUUUAUUUAAUUUAAGUCACCAAUUCCUAUAGCAUCAUAAAGACCAGCACAUUUUACUGGACAGAAAGUUUUUGUGAACUAAAGAAAACAUAUGCCAUAAUAAUGUGUUAGUCUUUAAGGUAUUACAGGACUUUUAGUUUUCUGCAGAAAAACAGCAAACAUGGCUACCCUUCUGGAAAUUCAUUUAAAGUAUGUAGACCAAGUAAAAUUUCUUCCAGAAUUUCAUCUCUUUUGGUGUAAAAUGACCGUGGAGUUUAAAGGCACUGCUCAUGGAGAAAGAGUGAGGCAGCAAGCCCCUUUUAUUCAAAUGUACUGAUGCAUGAAGAGAAGCAUAAUUUCCAGUUUUGUAAUAUCAUCUUAAAGUAAAUUCUUGUUUUUAGGAUGUUUUCUAAAGAUUACCCUCCCAUUAUCUGCACAUCUCUUAAUCAAUUUCUUCCAGCGAAUGUGUGAGUUGAAGUGUUGCCUUAGAGGAUUGAUCUGUGUUUACUUGAAGUCAUUGGGGAAUUUAGUUACAGGAGAGUCUACCCAGUGCACCUCUCACUGAAAUGACAGUGGAAGUAUUCAUUUUAAAUGAGAAGCUGUGUAUGAUGAUUUUCACCCCUUUGUCACUGACUUUAAAAGACAAAGGAAGGGUUUUUUUUAAAAAAAAAUGUGUCAGUUUUAUAGAAACUGUUUAAAAGACUACUUGUUUUAGUCUUGUGAAACGAGUAAACAAGUAGGAAUGGGCAACAUCAUGCUUACAUUUCCUCCCUCCAUCCCCCCAAAUCAUAUCCUGGUGCGAAAUGUGUAAUUUAAUUUCUCUUCUUUUCAUUGUGUGCAUAAAGCACAAGAAGUAAUAAUGGCUUAUAUCCAAUAUUGUUCCUUCAUUAACAGAAGGCUCUUUGACUCAGUGGAAGCUUCUAUAAAUGGCUGGGAGAUCGUAAUUCCUCCUGAUUCCUCUUUACAGCCUCCUACACCCUCUCUUCCCAAAUCUCUUCUAGACUGCUCAGCACUUUCUGAAACAGUGUCAAUGGCUGAAGAAUUUUAUAUUUGCAAACAUUACCUUUUCCCAUUUUUUAUUUAUAGAGGCCUCCUCUGGCUCAAACUGCUCUAUAAAGAGAUAUGACUGCUUAAUCCCAAAUCCUUUUGUCCCAUCAGUCCUUUUAUGCAUGUGAAACAGUUGUCUCUGUGCCUAAGUUUUUACUUGUAACAUUAAGUAUAUACUUUGCCAGGUAGCCACGUAAACUAAUAGAAUAUUAUACACACAACACCUAAAGACACUGCUAAGUAAAUGCUAUUUUGUGUAUGUGACAUUUUGUACUUUCUAAUGAGCUGCUUAUAGAGAUGAGCAAAAUAGAGGUCAAAAUCAAAGGAGGAGAUUGACUGCCAUGAAUUGAUUUCUUUCUAGCAUGAUGAAACAUCCAUGCAUGUCUUUAUAAGUUUAUACAAGCCUUAAUACCAAGUUCCCUGGAGAAAGAAGUGUGUGCAUGUUUGUUUACGCCGUGUGUGUGUGUGUGUGUGUGUGUGUGUGUGUGUGUGUGCACGCGCACAGUAGGCACAAUUGAGAUGGAUCUUCUUGUUCUCUGGAUUUGUUGAUGAAAUUAUUCCAGCAGAGGCAAGUAUGUGGAAACUGUUCACAUAAUAACUCAUCACUCUGGAUUAAUUUAAAGGAUAACUUGUGGGUAGAAGAACAUCUUCCUUUCUAGUCCUGCUCAUAAAUUCUUGGUAUUAUGUCUGUGCUUCUAUAGGAAUCUUACAAAAACAUCUUUAAAGAUUUACUGACAAUUUAGAUGAAAUAUGAUCUGGCUUUUAAAGACAGUAACAGACAUUUACAGUAGAACUAAUUUUCUAAUCUGAAGCAUGAUUUAUAUGCAGACUUUUUAAAUGCCUAGUAUAGGUUUGGGGUAUUGUGUAUUGGAGGCAGAGUAGAAGAAGGGCGCUGUAGAGACUGGUGAAAAGGAGUUCAAAAUGUUUACUUUGUAAGUGGAAUUUUAGCUCUCCUUUAUUAUUGAAUUUUUGUGUGUUCCCCAAAGAUAGUAGGAACUUUAUUUCAGUCAGCACUUGCUUCAGGCAUACUCUAAAGAAAGAGAUGCAUAAGAGCAAACAUUAAGCAUGGUUCCUUCACACAUUUGCUUCUCGGUGUUGCAGCUGCCAAAUUUGUAUUUGGAACCCUGUUGAGUUGUGCGUCAUUCAUUCUAGUUGAUCAGCUAAAGUUUUAGUUGCCACUGCCCUGGUCUCAUUUGGUGCAUGUUUCAAAUCCCUUCACCCCUUUUUACCAGUCUUACUGGAAAGAGAGAAGCUGGAAGAACUGAUAUCCAAGAGGCAGCCUCUUUAGUUCCCUUGAAUAUUGUUAAUGAAUACAAUGUAAGCAUUCAUUAUACUUUUCCUAAGUGAGCUUUUUGUUAAAAUCACAUUUAUUUAAUGCUAAUUUAAGUAUAUUCAUUUUCAUUACCUAUGUAUGUAUAGGCACAUUAAAGACUCACAUGUAUCAUCAAAUCAUGGUUUGACACUAUAGAAUCAAGAAUUUGCUCACAAAUUCUCUAAUCUUAAUUUUUUUGUAUAAUCCUGAUUUGUAGGGCAAGUGCAAACCUUGUCUACUAGUUUGAAGGUAAUAGCCAAUUAUUAGUUUUUUUUGCAAAAAAAAUUAUUUAUGCAGAACAUGCAAGGCGGUAGGAGGGAAAGGAAGCAUAAGCACAUAAGCAUAGAGAUUGAUCAUAUAGCAUUAAACUGCAACGAAAGCAAUAGGUCCUAAUUUCAGAUGGCUAAAAACUAUUAGAUCAAACAUGUUUUGUUUCAUUCAUAGACAUCAACUUAAAAAUCUUUGUGUCAAAAAGAUCACAUGACUUAAAAUCAUUGAUAUAUGUGAAACCACUGUGCUUAUUACAUCAAUAUCUCAGAUGCAAUGAAGUUAUAGAAUUAGAUGAUGAAAUCCUAGAGAGAGAUUAAUCAGUGUGUUCUACUUUUUCCCUUUUGCCUUGGUAUCAGAAAUUAUAGCCAAUAAAUAUUGCAGUGACUAUUCCAGGUUCCUUUAGAUCUCAUGUAUUGUUCCCUGAUUAUUAUUUUAAAGAGAUGCAUAAACAUUGUCAAUAGGAGUUUGCACAAAACACUUAAGCAUUAAGAAUGCAAUCAUUACUGUCAAUGUUUCCAAAAGAUUACCAAAAUAAAGUAAUUUUUUAUUUGAUUAAGUGGAGGUCAUUUUAUGACUAACCUGAUUGGAAUUUUAAGAAUGAUUUUGGUAGGCUCUUUAAGUUGUAUGUUUAAUUCUAUGGUAGGAUCUCUUUUAAAACAAGUUUGAGAUAAAAGCAAGCUGAUCCAAAUUUUAAAAUAUUGAAAAAAAAACUAGGGUUCUGACCAUAUAUAAUUUUCAGUUUCCAGUUUGCAAUACUAAUAAUUUUAUAGUUUGUUCAGUGGCACAAGCCUCACUUAAGUGUUCUAAAAGCACAUAGAGAAAUGUGCAAAAGGAAACUAUUCCAUUCAUUACUAGAAUAUCUUUCAUAUAGUUGCACAUGGAACACUUUAAAUCUUUUUGGAAAAAUUGGCCUGGGAUAAUUACAAUUUUAUUUUGAAAAUGUGUUCAAGUUUUGGGAUGCACUUGCACAUGAGCUCUGCUGAUACAAAGUGGAGAAUCAGGCAGCAAUGAAGGUGCACAAGUGCUUGCAACAUUGGCAUUUUUAUUUAUUUGCCCAGAUCUAUGCUGUCCUUGCUUUUUUUGUAAGGGAAAAAACACAAAACAGAAAUUGAUAUAUGCCUAUAUAUAACUAAUUUCUGGGAGUGAAAGUUUAUCUUCUUUUCUUACUUCAUUUGAUCAAUUCUAGAACAUAUCAACACAGUGUAAUUAUAGCAGUUUCAUACCACUUUAACUGCCAUGGCUCUGUCCCAUAGAAUCCUGUGAUUUGUAGUUUAAUGAGGUACUUAGAAUUCUCUGGUACAGUCCCCUGAUCUACAGCACUAGAAGUCCAGCCAAAUGAUUCUAAAUUUAUCACCAAACUACAAAUCCUAGGAUUUCCUAGGGUAGAACUACAGCAGUUAAAGUGGCAUCAAAGCACUGUAAUUGCAUGCUAUGGAUAACUCCCAUUCAGCUUAUUGGCUUUCCCUAUGGUUGUUGUGUGUAUUCAUGUUUUAACACCAAAAUAUGUACAGUAGAGUCUCACUUAUCCAACAAAAACGGGCCGGCAGAACGUUGGAUAAGCAAAUAUGUUGGAUAAUAUGGAGGGAUUAAGGAAAAGCCUAUUAAACAUCAAAUUUUACAAAUUAAGCACAAAAACAUCAUGUUUAACAACAAAUUUGACAGAAAAAGUAGUUCAAUACGCAGUAAUGCUAUGGAGUAAUUAAUGUAUUUACGAAUUUAGCACCAAAAUAUCACGAUGUAUUGAAAACAUUGACUACAAAAAUGCGUUGGAUAAUCCAGAACAUUCAAUAAGUGAGUGCUGGAUAAGUGAGACUCUACUGUAUUAGCGUAGCAAUGUCUAUCUACAUGUUUUGUUAUUUACAUACAAGAUAUGCAAGGAAGCUUCUCAUGUGAUGAGAGAAUUUGCCAUAGAUAUGUGUAAAGAUGUUUGUCCAUUUUGAUAUAUGUAUGUGUCUGCCAAAGUGCAAGUUCUAUUUAUAAGUUGACAUCAUUUCAUGGCCACAUUUCUGAAUUUUCAUUUUUAUAGAAAAAAUAUUUAGACCAUAAAUGACUUCAUCAUUAUAAGAUUGUAGAAAACAUGUUCAUAUCCUGUUAAUUCAAAAAUUAUGACUUUCAAAUCAAAUAUAUAAGUUGGUAUUUGCAAACACUGAAGUUAAGUUUUGCAAGGGUUACCUAUAUGUGUGUGUCUCAGCUGGGAUCUAAUGGGUGACCCACCAUUGUUGGGCAUACAUACCAUUCAUCUCAAAAUCAGAUCAUCAAGGAUCUCAAGAGCUUCUGAAAUGGUGCAUGACCAGAAAGGCACUAGAAAAUAGACAUCUGGAGAAAAAAUGGGAAAGCAUUGGUCUCCUAAUCACUCAUACCUCUUUUACACAUCCAUUUCUGCCUAGGCCAGGAGCGAGCUAUCUCUAGCCUUCUAGGUCAGAGCUUUCCAAAUGUUACCUAUCGGUGACGUACUUUUGAUGACAUGCAUCAUUACGUGAAACAGUAAUUCAGUUUUACUAGCAAACCAAGAGUUCAAACAACUCUUUAUAAGAGAUACAGGCACAUACAUAAGCUGUAAUAAUGAAAUGUAUGGGAACACAACGUGUCUCAUGAAAACUGUUCAAUUACAUAUUUUAAAAUAUAUGAUUAUUGCUUAUUUCACAUAGACUCAUAGGUUUCUCCUUACGUUCACACGACACACCUACGCACUGAAAAUGACACAGUAACAUGUUGACUCAUAGUUUGGAAAGCUCUGCUCUAGAUGUUAUUGGUCUUCAGCUCAAAACAUCUUCACCAUUGGCCAUGAGGGCUAGUCCUCAAAGUAUAUAUACAACAUUUUCAUUUGUAACAUUCUCAGUAUUAUCAACAUAAGAGUCAGAGCAAGGAGUCACCCAGUCCAGUCUUACCUUCCCAAUAGUGGACCCUUAGUGCUUCCAGAAAGUUCACGACCAUGAAGGCAACACAUUACCCCCUCUCAUGUACUCAAGUCUCUGGUCUGCUGUCUCUGAAUACUAAUGUUUCAUUUAUCAACCAUUACUGAUAACUAGAUAAAGACACCUAAGUUAGUGACCACCACCUCAUGCGGUGAAAGUGCUACCACAUCAGACAUUGUCUGUGCUGCAGUUCUCACAGUAAAAUAGUUUUUUUCUAACAUUUUCUUUUUUCAGCCUCCUUCACUGUCAUCUCACAGCUGCCUUACCUUUCAUGCACAUCAGCCAUUCUUGCCCAUCCUCAUUCCCUCCUUGACCACUUCUAUAGCCCUAUCUUCUUGCAUCUUUGUCAGGUUCUUGCAACCUUUCACACUACUACCUCCCACUUUAACUGCAUCUUAUGGGGGUUGUAGUUUGGUGAAACACUCCCUGGCUGAAAAAUUCUAAAUACAUCUUAAACUACACAUUCCAGGGAAUCAUUUUGCUAUAACUGUGUAGUAUGAAAGGGACCCUUGUAUUCAUAUCUGUACUCUUCAGUCCCACACUUUGAUUCUUUUCUCUUUCACUAGUUUUAUCACAAAUGAAUUGUAACUACCACUUUCUAUUUGGUGGUGGUGGGUGUUUUUUUCUUCCAACAUUUUCAAUUUUAUGUUGAGAGUAGAAAGAAGAUUGGCAAAUCUAAUAUCCUUGCAACAAAUGGUCAUUAUUAUUAUUGUCAAUGAAAAUAUAUUUACUCUUUGGCAAAAGUGAAAAUAGAGGGUAGGGAUUGUUGAUUGUACAAGAAUGUCACAUUUUUUGAAUGCUGAAGCAAGUUUGGCAAACAUGUUUGCUGCAGAUACACUGCCGUUUUGUGAUGUAACAAGUAGCUAGAGUGUGAAUUUAAAGGAUUUAUAUUCAUAUGAAGCUCCCUUAGUGUACAUAAUGAAAUGCAAAUGCUAAGUUUUGGUACUUUUGUACAUAUUUGGCUAAAUCAAUUUUAGUCCCAAGUAAACUGAAAUGAAUGAGUUCAUCCAUAUCCCAUUGAUUUUAAUGAGUUUAUUGUCGUAGGGAAUAAAAUUGGGUUUAGUUCUUUACAUAUUAUUUCUAGCUAUAUAGCAGUCCCAGUUAAACCAAUGAGAUUUACCUUAGUGAGAGCAAAUGCCUUUCUGUCACAGUGAUGUGUUUGCCUUGUAAAAUAAUAUAUAACAUUGAACUGCAGGCAGUUUUUAUAAAAUCAGUUUAAAGGUAUUGUUUCCACUUAUUAAUACAAUAUUAACAGCUGUUACGAAUUUGCAAUAUUGUUUGGGUUUGAGCUCAUAUAGUCUAAAGUUGGGAUAACAACACUCUGUGCUAAACAACAUUCUUUUCAAGCAGAUGGCAGCCUGAAAGUGACUGCUUGGCACAACAAAGAGCAAAAGAAAUAAAUAGCGGAUAUUCUGGUGUUAAAAUGCCCAUAGUAAUUGCACAGAAAGUCAAUAUUGUUGAUAGGAAAUUUGCCUCCCACUGAAAGAAGUACUAAUAAUCUAAAUGAUGCCAUUGGCUUAAAAGCUCAGUGACAACCAUGUUAUGUACGAGGAGAACAUCAUUUAAACUAGGGAUGGACAACUUGUGACUUUCCAGAUAUUGCUUGGCUGCUAUUACCACCUACUGCUCUGUCCAGGAUAGAUGGACUUGCCUUCCAUUGGUCUUGAAUUGCCACAAAUUGUCUAUCUCUGCUUUACAGAAAUCGUCGAAUGUUCUCAGGUGAUUUGCAUACAGAAAUGAAUUUCCAUGUAUGAAUUGCCAGCCCCAGUAACAACAAGCUGCUGCAAAAACAGAGUUCCUGUAUUAAGAUAUGCAACAAGAGCCCUGCACAGGAUUUGCUGUGUACUUGUGGAAGUUUCCCAUCUCCUAGCUCUGCAGGUCUAUUAGCCUGGGAAAAGUGGGUCUACAGAUUGAGGAGCAUGCAUAGACAGAAAAAAUGCAAAACAUUUAAAAUGUUUGCAGAACUCCAAGGUUUGUUAUAACUAUCGUUGUAUUUUAAACAUUUAAGAGAUAGUAAUUUUGUCCCAAAAGCUAUUCAUAAAAAAUAUCUUCCAAUAUUAUUGUGUGUUAAUAUAUAGGGAAUGAAAACUAGAGUAUAGCUUUAAAUAAUGGUGUAUACAUCACAAGGCGUGAAGUUUUGUUCCCUUCAGCAUAUUUAUUUCGGAAAACGAGAUCUUUACCAAAACUAUUUUUAAAGAGAUAAUUAGGUAAAUUUUCAUUACAUCAUUUACUUUUUUUUUAGUUCAAGUGUUCCCUUGAAAAUCAUUUAAUAUGGCAUCUUUUUCAUAGUGCCUAAUGUUAAGAAAAAAGCUUUCGUUACACUUAUUUUUCCCUCCUGCUUUGAAAGUGUUUCAAGGGAAAGGGAGAGUGACAUCUGAUGAGGUUAUCUCUGUUUCCAUUGUCUAGUCAGGCAUCAGUAAACUAUUUUCAAUCUAACAUUUGCACAAGGUAUUCCAUCUAGAAAAUGUAUUUUCCUUUUUAACUGGCAUUAUAAAACAUCCAUAACUAUGGAUAUGCUGUAAAAUUAUGGUAGGUUUUGCUGCAUAUUACUACUGUAAAUUCUUGUUUCAAAACAAUAAUGGUUUUGAUUGUAUAGCCAUAUGUUUUAUAUACUGAAUACUGUUCUGUCAUCAAAAUGUACUGAUACUAUAUGGUUAAAGCAUAUGUAGUGGUUUCAGAUUUUAUUCUUUACAACCCAUUGUAAAGAAUAAAAUCUGAUACUGAUGUAAUAUAAUAUAUACCAGUCUCAUCCAUGUGAUUUAUUGGCAUUUGCAGAUUUUUUUUUUAAAAAAAAAACAUAGUUCAGACACAUUGUAACUUAUAACAAUGCAAUCCUGUACCUGUUUAUUCAGAUGUAAAUCCAUUGAGUUCAGUGAGAUUUACUCCUAUGUAAAUGUGCAUGGGAUUGCAGCCUACAAAAGCUUUAUUUUGGUAUGUAUGGAUCUAGUGAAAAGUUAACUGUUUAAAUUUAAUAAAAAGAAGACCAGCACGCCCAGACUUAGAUAAAUGGUCAUGUAAGAUCUGCACAUCAUUUUGAAAAAAAUACCCAAUCCUUUUAUAUUUCCACUUCAAUGCCAAAUGAACCAAAUGUUAUAUUGUUGAUUUAAAAAAUAACUAGCCAUUUUCUCCUUGGCGCUUAUGUGCAAUCCCAUAUGCAAGUUCCAAAUAUUAUAACAUACAAAAUUAUACAACUUUAUAAAUCAGUGUGAUGAUCAUGUAGCCUUCCAGAAAUCCCAGCAGAUCUAUUUAGCAUAGCUAAUACUGAGGAAUAUUCCAUAUUUGGAGAAUGACAUCAUUGACACCACUGGGCUACUACCUACACUUACCUAGAACGCAGUCACAUAGAAUAGAAUGAGAUGUACUUUUGUGUAGUUGCCUCCAGGUGAGAAUACUGUUAUGUAUCAAGGAGCAACACUGAAAUAGAAAAUUGUAAAGCAAGUUUUAACCAUCUACUGUAAAAUAUGGUUGCGGAAAAAGUAAAAAAUUACAUGCCUUGUUCAAAACUAGCUCUAGAGCAAACAUGGGCAAACUUGGGCCCUCCAGGUGUUUUGGACUUCAACUCCCACAAUUCCUAUCAGCCUCAAGCCCUUUCAUUUUCCUCCAGGUGUUUUGGACUUCAACUCCCACUAUUCCUAAUAGCCUCGGGCCCCUUUUUUUAUCCCCUCAGCCGUUUAAGCAGCUGAGGGGGGAAAGGUUGAGGCUGUUACGGAUUGUGGGAGUUGAAGUCCAUAGCCCCUGGAGGGCCCAAGUAUGCCCAUGCCUGCUCUAGACCCAGAGAACUUGUUCCCAAAUCGUUGUGCUGGAAAAUAAUGUUUUGUUUUACCUUUAACCUGCUCAAAAUACCAAACUUCCCAAAAUUAGAAUCUCGAAUAUCUUCUAUAUUUAGAAAUACUAAUCUGAAACAUAGGUUCAAUAUCAACAUCCUCAUGAUGGGUUUCAUAAUGAGAAUUUCUAAAAGGAACCUCUUGAGUAAUUUCAGGAGUAAGGCAAUCUGCUGCGAUCAGAAAUCCAGGAGCUGUGUGUCUGCUUAUCAAGAUGCUGUUCCACACUUGCAGUGGGAAUCAGUUUUUAAUUACAAAGUCAAAUUUUAAUGACUUAUACAAGAUAUAUAGUUCUCAGGCCCAUGAACAGUAGGAUGUUUGGUCUAACAAACUUGGAAUCCAGUUUGACAUAUUUGAGGAAUGAAUGAAGUCACAAUGCUCCCCUGGUGCGUCUGAUAGCUCUGGUAAAUUGACAUACAAUUAGUCAAGCAGAGGCCCUUCAACGCAGAGUAACUGUUGUGUUUUCAAUAUUAUAUUAACAAAAUGGCUUAAUAUACUGAAAAUAUUAUUCUUAAAGCAUUAGUCUGUCUUUCAGCAGAAUUCUAUAAAUCAUUGUAUUCCCCUUAAAGUACAAUACUGUGAAAUACUAUCAUUUAUUAGCUUCUGAUGUUUGGUAAAUCUGAAAUUGCUGCGGGUGUUGGAACAGAGUUGCACUUACAAUUUAGUCACAUUCAUUGUAAUUGUACCACAAGGAUUAUACAAUUAUCUCCUCCAGUUCCUGAUUAUAACCUUUGCAAAUAGUUGACAUUAAUCCAGCCGUUGUUUUCAGAUUCUUCAAGGGAGACAUAGUUUUUAGGCAGCAGUGGUUGACCUUCCUACUCUCCAAAAUUAAAGUGAGGAGACCCAGGCCAUGCAGAUAAAAUUUCAUAUUGUGCAGGAAUUUUUGGGUGCACCAAGAGUAUGGAAAUGAGUACUGUACUGUAUUUCUAUUACAGUUCUAACUCUAAUAUAGCAAUGUGAGCACUGAGCCCAAGAAACAGCAGAUGUAGUGAAAUGAUUAUGCCUGCCUCUAAGCAACAAUUCACAAUUUUCAUUUAUCUUUUGCUAUAUAAAUGUAUAGAACAUUCUUUUAUUUCUUUGAUACUUAUAGAUAAGAGCUUAUUUUAGGAAAGGGACUACUUCAUAAAAUUUGACUUACAAAUAGCGGAAUUCUCUUUAGAAACAUCCCUGCCAUGAUUUUUUGUGUAUGAACUCCAGACAAAGGUACUAGAAAUGCAUGUAAAGUUUUAGUAUUUUACUAUCUAGCAGUCCAGACAUAUACAUGCACACACACUCACAGGGGGUGGUAGUUUGCUAAAUGGUAGUGAAGUAUGUGAAUAAGUUAUUUAACACACAUUGUUUUAUUAUUCGUUUUCUGGCCACCCACACAUCCUGUAUGGCUUGUUUAAGGAAAUGUGGAACAAAUAGUAGUAUAAAUGUAGUCAAUAUUAUUUACAAUUUAGACUGUGUUGAUCUCAUUAUUUUCCUGUGCCUCUUAAUGUAUGUUUAGUCGCCAAAAAUUCCAUCCCACCGUUUACUUUCUUCUAUUGUUCAAAAAUGCUUCCUUGAAUAUGGGGACAGUUGGAAUCCUAUUCUGCAGCCCAUCAUGGAUAUCAGUUCCCUCUUAGAAGUGCCAUAAGAUUAUGAAGUGCAUACAGAAAUUGGCCUGUUUUGUUCCAGUAAUCUUUGUCCAAGUGACCUCAUGUACAGAACAAUAAGAAACGUUUUCCAGAAUGCAAAUAUUUCAUUAUGUAUAAUAUAUAUACAUACUCUCACCUUUCUUUUUCCCUUGUUCCUCCAUUAAUAUCCACCGUUAAAAGGCUUUCUUCUUUACCACACUUUAUUAAUACAUCCUAUUCCUGUAUGUAUGUAGUGCUUGACUGUCAGAAACAUUGAGGCUCCAAUCCUGUACACAUUUACCUGGGAGUAAGUCUUAGUAUACUAAAUAGGACUUUAUUGUGAGUAGACCUAUUUUGGAUUGCACUGAGAGUAUGCUUGGCAUUAAACAGACUUGAGAGAGAAAUCUCAUACUAUGUAGAUGACUCUUAUCAAAGUCUCAUCUACUUACUACCUGGUGAAUAUAUAAAUCCUAGUGGAACCUACACACUUGGAUUGUUGCAUACCAAACAGCAGUUGGCGUGAAAGAUUAAAUGUUGGUGGCAAAAACAAUACUACAAUACUACUUGCUUAAUGAGAGAUUAUUAGGCUGUUUCACCACUUUAGAGCAUAUUAAAUAUUUUACUGCACAGUUCUUUGAACAUUAACUUCCUAUAACAUGACCUGCACUUUGUGCAAAACCACCAAACAGGCAAAUAGCCUACUUUGCACCUGGCCACCUAAUUGUCUGAAAUGUCAUUCAAGCCAUAAAUUCCUUUGAGAUAAUUGUUUGUGCAAUCAAGGCAAUUGGGUUCGAGGCCUUAGGUGUAAAGAUGGUUCUUCAUAUAUAGUUUGUGUGGAUGGGUGCUUGGGUGCACACAUGCACAUAACCAUAUGUCUGGUGUCUUUUUUUGAAGCGAGGUAUCUUUGGAUUCCACCUACUGUACUCUAGAACUCUUUUUUUAUCAAAUAUAGCAUACGCAUUUUCUUUGAAAACAAGUGAUACAAAUAACCUGGCUAGUAGAAAUGAUCAGGCAGAAUUGUUUUGGCAUCAAAUCUUUUUCAACUGUUCUAAAUUUUUAUUUAGUGAAAGUGUAAUUUAAAAUUAAAUGGAAUGUCUGAACAAACUGGGGAAUUUUAGAAAUAAAUCACUCAGCAAUCAUUUUAUAAAGUUUAACUUCUAAAUGCACUAUGAUUUAUUACAAAAAUAUAUUUUCUUCUGCUUGCAGAGAUGGUUGUUCCAUUUUGUGAUAGGUUUAAACUAAAGCAGUUAAUUUUGUUGCACUGUGUAACUGCAUGAAUUCAUCAAGUGUACAUAUGUACCCGUGCAACAUUAUUUGGGGUUUUGUAUUUGAAUUUCAGUAUUGGUUAUUUUUGUAUUUUACUUUACCUGUAUUGGAGUUGUAGUAGACAUAAUUUAUACAUAUGAUUUUAAAACUGUUUUGCAACUGAAAAGUCUUCUUUAAAUUGUAAAAUUUUGUUGAUGGAAACUCAUUAAAAUGGUAUAAAAUUA
Molecule: messenger RNA, 17021 nt
Organism: Anolis carolinensis (green anole)
Lineage: Eukaryota; Metazoa; Chordata; Lepidosauria; Squamata; Anolidae
Gene: ssbp2
Product: single stranded DNA binding protein 2
Exons: 18
Coding region: 2212-3303 (363 amino acids)
Biological process (GO): positive regulation of transcription by RNA polymerase II
Cellular component (GO): nucleus
Molecular function (GO): protein binding; single-stranded DNA binding
Source: RefSeq, a predicted model, not a curated record